UCAUUUGCAUCAAAUUACAAUCCAUAUUCAUCAUCAUCAUCAUCGAGUUUCUGGCAAACAAACAAACAAACACCUACCACCCCCAUUCACUAAGCUCAAAGAGUUUUGCUGUUCUGAACUGACCCUACGACCAAGAAAAUAGAAUAAUAAAAAAAAGAACGGAUGAGUGUUUUCGAAGCAGAUGAAGAUUAUCAUCAACAACCAAACGAAAGAGAACUUCUUCAGCCAAAAUUAUACAAUACCUUCAAUAAUAAAGGAACAAAUAAUCAUAGAGAUAAUAAAGAUGCAUUUAAAUCGAAAAAAGUAAAUCCACCUCCAAUUCGACCCGGAGUAAGAUAUAUAAAUGCUGAAGAUGAAGAUCAGAUGGAAAUCUAUGGCUUUACGCCUAAUCCAUUGAAAACUUUCGUUACAUGGGCAGCCAUCAUUUUAACCUGUGGAAUUUUACGGCUUAUUUUUCAUUGGAAACCUCAUUGGAUGUUGUUCUGUACGCACAAUAAAUGUUCAUUGGAGAAUGCUAAAAAAGUUUUGCUAAUUGACCAUUUUAUGCAAAAAUUUACCGAAAAUGUUGUACAUAUUAUGAAUGAUCAAUUGUCAUAUCAUCAAAUUGGAAAUUCGAAUCCAACCGGUUGGUCAGCAAUACCAAAAGCAAAUGGUCAAUUUGAAUAUGUUGAUUCAAUCAUUUAUUUUGAGAAUAAAAAAGUUCGAUACGUUUGGGAUAAUGAUUCGAAAGAAUUUUAUAAAGUACGUGGCCUUGACAAAGAUAUUAAAUGCACAUAUUUUUACAAUCAAAAAGGUCUAACUGCUUCAGAACAAAAACAAAGAAGGAAAAUCUAUGGAUUGAAUGAAAUUGAAGUGACAGUGCAAACCGUUAUGCAAAUAUUGUUUCAAGAAGUACUCGAACCAUUUUAUAUCUUUCAAGUAUUCAGCUUGAUUGUUUGGACUUGUGAUAGUUACUAUUAUUAUGCUUCUUGUAUUGUUGUUAUGUCAGCGCUUUCACUUACUUCCAGUGUUAUACAGACCCGAAGAAAUCAAAAACAAUUACGUGAUACCGUUCAAGGUACCGAUACGGUAAAUGUUUGUAGAGCAAAAGAUGAUGUUUAUGAAAAGAUUGAAUCAACACAACUUGUUCCCGGUGAUAUUAUUGAAGUACCUUCAUUUGGCUGUACAAUGCAAUGUGAUGCUGUGCUUGUUUCUGGAAACGUUAUUGUUAAUGAAUCAAUGCUUACGGGUGAAAGUGUACCAGUAACAAAGACACCAUUGCCUAGUACUUCAUUACAAAUGAGCUAUAAUGCUAAAGAACAUGCUAAACAUACAUUGUUUUGUGGAACCAAAGUGAUUCAAACACGUUAUUAUAAUAAUGUCAAAGUUCGUGCUGUUGUCAUUCGAAUUGGUUAUCAAACAGCCAAAGGAGAGCUAGUUCGUUCGAUAAUGUUUCCAAAACCAGUUGAUUUCAAAUUAAAUCGUCAUAUACAUAAAUUUGUUGGAUUUCUGGCAAUGAUGGCCUUGAUCGGUUUCAUCUAUACUGUUGUAUUGAAAACUCAACGUGGAGUCAAUUGGCAAAGUAUUGUGAUUAAGGCUCUGGAUUUGAUCACCAUUGUCAUACCACCAGCUUUGCCUGCUGCAAUGACCAUUGGCGUGGUGUUUGCUCAAUCACGUUUACGUGAAUCGGAAAUAUUUUGUAUUUCACCAAGAUCGAUCAAUAUUAGUGGCUGUAUCAAUUGUGUUUGUUUCGAUAAGACCGGAACAUUAACAGAAGAUGAUCUUAGCUUCUCUGAGAUUGUUCCAAUAAAUAAAACGCUAAAUCGAUUUGGCAGUUCAAUCAUUGAUUUGGCUGAUCUCGAAUACGGGCCUUUGUUAAUUAGUCUAGCAUCGUGUCAUUCGUUAACAUUGAUUGAAGGCAAAAUGAUUGGUGAUCCUUUAGAUCAAAAAAUGUUUGAAGCUACUGGAUGGAUAUUGGAAGAACCAGAUGUGAAUGAUAGUUCCAAAUACGAUUUAUUGGCUCCAAGUGUUGUAAGACCUAAAUCCGAUUAUGAAAACAAAGAAGUCGGUAUUAUUCGACAAUUUCCAUUCUCAUCAAGUCUUCAACGAAUGAGUGUGGUUGUACGACAAAUCAAUGGAACACAAUUUGAAUUACAUGCAAAAGGCUCACCAGAAAUGAUUGUUUCGUUGUGUGAUCCUACUUCACUGCCUUCUGAUUAUACGAGUACGCUUCAAGAAUAUACAGAAAAAGGAUAUCGGGUUCUUGGACUUGCUUAUAGACCUCUUACAUCAUUGAAUUAUCAUAAAAUUCAACGAGCAGCUCGCGAAGAUCUGGAAAAAAACCUAACAUUUCUUGGUUUGCUAGUCAUGGGAAAUAUGUUGAAACCAGAGACCACUGAAGUUAUUGAAACAUUGAUUAUGGCAAACAUCAGAACUGUUAUGGUUACUGGCGACAAUAUGUUGACAGCAUUGAGCGUUGCACGUGAAUGUUCCAUGAUACAACCAUGGCAUAAAGUUAUACUUUUGGAAAUUGAUCCAGAAACGGUUACCGCUGAUGUACCGAAACUUUAUUGGAAAUUUGCCAAUGCUGCCCAUAUUUCUGAUUCUAUUAAAUAUAAAUUGUCAUCAAUGGAUGAACGUGAUAAAACACACGUUGCUGUUAGUGGUAAAACAUUUCAUGUUUUACGUGAACAUUAUCCUGACAUAUUGAAAAGAGUUGCCGUUCGAGGUACUGUGUUUGCUCGUAUGUCACCUGAACAAAAGCAAUACUUGAUUGAAUUGCUUCAAGAAAUUGGCUAUUACGUUGGAAUGUGUGGAGAUGGCGCCAAUGAUUGUGGCGCCCUCAAAGCAGCUCAUGCCGGUGUAUCAUUAUCAGAAACUGAAGCCUCAGUUGCAUCACCAUUCACAUCGAAAAGGCCAAACAUUUCCUGUAUUCCAACUUUGAUAAGAGAAGGUCGAGCCUCAAUUGUUACUGCUUUUGGCAUUCUCAAAUAUAUGGCUUGUUACAGUCUCACUCAAUUCAUUUCUGUGAUAAUUCUUUAUACGUUUUAUUCAAAUUUAACCGACAAGGAAUUCCUUUACAUCGAUCUAUUUUUGAUCACUCUUUUCGUCAUGUUGUUUGGUCGUAAUAGAGCAUUUGAUCGAUUAGAUCGUAAUCCACCGCCUUCAUCGUUGAUUGGAUUAACACCAUUGGCUUCCAUUGUAUUGCAAAUUAUUUUAGUCACCAUCAUGCAAGUGCUAUCGAUAAUGAUCGUGAAAGAACAACCUUGGUAUCAGCCACAUGUAGCCAAUGCUGAUGAUGAUGAUUUAGCCAGUCAUGAUAAUUAUGCAUUAUUUGCUUCAUCCGUUUUUCAAUAUAUUACAUUGGCCAUUGUUUUCUCCAAAGGCAAACCAUACAGACAGCCUUUGUAUACGAAUCAACUGUUUCUUCUUUCGCUCAUUGUAAUGACAAUAUUGACUGCUAUCUUGGUUGUCUAUCCACCGGUAUUUAUAGCAAAUUUUUUCGAACUCUUCAUGAAACAUGUUACCCUGGAAUUUAGAAUCACUAUGCUACUUCUUGCAUUGGCACAUUUUAUUUUGGCUAUAUUUUUAGAGGUGAUUGUUGUUGAUUACUUUUUAUUCAAAAAAUCUCAUUGUUUUAACUUUUUGAAUAAAUCUUCGGAAUCAUCAUCAUCGUCAUCAUGUUUAUAUAAAACAUUAGAUAAAGAAACAAAUAAAAAUACAUUAUGGUUACCACAACAACUUUCAUUGUCAUCGCCAUUAUCUAUGGAUAUUUUAGAAUCUAAUAAUUCAAAUGAUGGUGGUAGUGGUGGUGGUGGUAUGAUGAUAAUUUCAUCGAAUACAGAAAAAUCUACACAGCACAAUACAAAUCUACUACCUAUUAAUGGUGAUCAUCAUCAUCAUCAUCAUCAUCAUCAUGACGCCUAUUUAAAAGUUUAAACAAUUUAUUAUAUUUCAUUUGUUGAUUAUGUUUUUUUUUUCAUUUUCUCAAUUUUUGCAUUUUCAUUCAUCAUCAUUUUAUUUUUCAAACACCACAUUCGAUCCAUCCAUAAUACACAUACACAUACACAUACAACAUACCGAAUUUGAAUGUUGCAUUUUUCCUAUUUUACUAUUAUUAUCGUCAAAAAUAUUGUAAUUUGAAUUUUAUUUAUU
Dermatophagoides farinae (American house dust mite) is the source of this 4134-nucleotide messenger RNA. The record is from RefSeq and is a predicted model, not a curated record. Lineage: Eukaryota; Metazoa; Arthropoda; Arachnida; Sarcoptiformes; Pyroglyphidae.